AGCACAGAUUUGUUUAAUAACAAAUUUGAAUUUCUAUGCUGUACGCAUAAGGCAUGUCCAAGUGUGUAUAUAGAAAAGAGGAUAUUAGCAGGGCGAAGACGAUGGAAGCGAAAAGCGAGCAGUUCUCGCUGCGGUGGGACAACUUCCACAGCAACCUGUCGACGAGCUUCCACUCGCUGCUGCAAGGGGAGGAGCUGGUGGACGUGACGCUCGCGGCCGACGGUCGCUUCAUCCAGGCCCACAAGCUGGUGCUGUCGGUGUGCAGCCCGUACUUCAAGAGCCUGUUCAAGGCGAACCCGUGCCAGCACCCCAUCGUCAUCCUCAAGGACGUGGGCCACAAGGAGCUGGUGGAUGUGCUGCAGUUCAUGUACCGCGGCGAGGUGAGCGUCGGCCAGGAAGACCUCGCCGAGUUCCUCAAGACCGCAGAGCUGCUGCAGGUCAAGGGACUGGCGGGGGACGACGCGGACGCGCCCGAGGGCUCCAAGGAACAGAAAACUGCAAUAAAAGAUGCUCCAUCUGAACUGCCACCAAUCUCACAGAGAAGCAAGAUCAAGACACCACUUAGGUCUCCUGCAAACGUGGUUGCUUCACCUCUGUCGUCAGCUCCCAAGACACCGAUCAAGACUGAAACUGCUCCCAACCAAGAAUUUGCACAGCAGCCACCCCAGAAGCGAAGGUGUCAUGAACAACCCCAGUACAGUCCCCAGGGACACUCGCCUCCCCUUCCCCAAGCGACCUUGCCGCAGAUGUGUAUGACCACUUGCAAAUCAGUGUCUAGUGUCAGUGACUCGAGCAGAGAAGUGGAAUUUGUUUCACUGCCAAACCCCAAGGAAGAGCCCGUUGAAAUAGACUCUGACAUUGAGGAAGUGGAUACCACUUUUGACAAUGGCACUGACUUAUCAGAAUUCCUCGAAGGACAAAGCAGUCAGUUAUUUCAAAACUUUCAAGAAAUGGGUCUUCCUGAUGGGCAGUGUGGUCCUUCACAGGACAUCGGCAUUCUGCAAGAAGGCGAGCAAGGUGGUCUGCAGAUAUUGCGCAGUAGACAAGGCAAACCACUGUUGGUCCACCACGACUAUCUGUUCUGCGUCCACGUCAUCACAGGCAGCACAGUCCAGUGGCGUUGUCUACAAUACAGAAUUUGCCGUGCUCGCAUCCACACUCACGGUGACAGUUUGACCGUCAGGUGCGGGGAACACACGCACGCUCCACACACAAAGAAGAUACUGCAGCGAGGAGGAUUUGUUGAGUACUGUGACUUGAGUGGAGAUAUAUAAGACACAGGUGGUUCGCGGGUGGUACGCCGCUACAGGAGAAGGCCACGGGUGGUCCACGGUGGCUAGCAGUUCGUCUUGCAGAGUCACAGGAGCAACAGUAUGCAUUGGGAAUGCGUGCGCAGAACUUGCCAGGCCUGCAUUCCCACCCGCGGCAACAAGCUGCUUGUCAGGUGCAGCGAACACUUGCACAACCCACCUAGCUACAACAUUAAGAAGUCGAGCAGCUAACUCAGUUGACAUUUACGAACUGUUUAUUAAAAACAACUGCAGCAAAUUCUAUGUUAAGAUGUUACUCAAAGUACUUAGAAUUUUAGACUUAAGCAAUGGGGAAAGUUGAUUAAAAGGGUAAAAUUGUAAAUAUUUAUAGGGCAGUUUUAAAUUUUUUAAAUUUAUUAUUGGAUUUUCUUAAAAUGAGUAUACAGUACAUGUGUGAAGUGGGUGUCUGUUGAUUUCUUAGUACAAUUGGUACUAGUAUUCACUUUAAAUUGUUUUGUUUGUAAAAAGGAUUAAAAAAAACCUUUUGUAAACUAGCUUGUGAAAUUUCUUCCAAAAAUAAAGUACUAGCAAAUUAA
Bacillus rossius redtenbacheri is the source of this 1846-nucleotide messenger RNA. Its product is annotated as protein tramtrack, beta isoform-like. Gene Ontology annotation, biological process: regulation of transcription by RNA polymerase II. The transcript has 7 exons. The record is from RefSeq and is a predicted model, not a curated record. Gene Ontology annotation, molecular function: protein binding. Bases 54 to 1274 code for a protein of 406 amino acids. Gene Ontology annotation, cellular component: nucleus. Lineage: Eukaryota; Metazoa; Arthropoda; Insecta; Phasmatodea; Bacillidae.